Molecule: messenger RNA, 601 nt
Organism: Linum tenue
Lineage: Eukaryota; Viridiplantae; Streptophyta; Magnoliopsida; Malpighiales; Linaceae
Source: the annotation of a GenBank genome assembly
CGGAAGAUCUUCAAGGUCGACGACCACAUCGGCGUUGCGAUUGCUGGACUCACCGCCGACGGGCGAGUUCUCUCCCGGUACAUGCGAUCCGAGUGCAUCAAUUACAGCUUCACCUACGAGUCCCCUCUCCCCGUCGGCCGUCUGGUCGUUCAGCUCGCUGAUAAAGCUCAGGUGCGAGGGGUUGUUGGUUUUGUUGUUCGCUAUGUGAGGGUUUUCUGUUUUUACACAGAGUUGUCGCCAGGGCAGAGGCGGAAGGAAGUAGCGGUGAACUUGCAGGAGACGGAGGAGCAGAGCUUGCGGAAGCUAGUGAGGAUGUUGAAGGAGAAGAAGGAGCUUCGGUGGAGGGUGAAGAAGUUGAGAAAACACCAUGGCAGCCAAGAGUCAGGCUUGGGGAUGUUAUGGGGAUAUUGAACAAGCGAGCAGUUGAAGCAUCAGAGCUUGAAAGGCCGAUUCCUGAUAUAAGAACUGGUGUAAUUGGUUAUAGGGUUCUUCCUUGGGACUUGGGAGAGUGGAUAUGGCUUUUGGGGGGUUUGGGUUUUGCCUCUGAUUUUGCAAAGUAUGACUUUGCAGGAAGUCACUAUUGAGAGACGGUGCCGAUUCU